AUGGACGAGGAAUCAAACUACCAACAAAAGAACCGUGCGGACCCCGCCCCUUCCGGGGGGCCGGCUGUUGAGGAAACAAGCCGCGGUCCCGGCCUCUGCCUCCGCGCCCACUUACCGCAGCGUCAACCCCAGAGUUACUUUCGUUUUCCGAGGCCGAGCACCCCGGCCCAGGUGAGGAAGGACGGGCGGUGGGCGCCAGGGGCUGCGCCUCGCCGUGGCUGCCGGGCCAGGACUGCACCGGGCCCCGCCGAGGAUGCGACCGAGUUCGGCGCUGCAGCGGCGCCCAGCCACGCCCGGGCUCCCCGCGGCCUGGCGCCGCGAACACCGCGCUCCUCCGAAGGCUCCGCACGGCGGUUCGACCCCCGGGAGGUGAGCGGCCCCGACACCCGCGCUCCCGCCACCUGCGCUCCCGAGACCGCUCCGGGGGCUGCGCGUCCUCCUCGACCGGCGCUCCUUACACUGGGCGGCGCUAGGCUGUGUCGGCCUCUGUCUCCGCCUCUGCUCACGCCCCGGGGCGGUGAACGUGAGCGGGAACUGGCGGACAGCGGCCGCGUUCGCACGACGAUCCUGGAUUCGCCUUGUUUUCCGGGUGAUUCUGAGAGCCUGUCAAGAGGUGUCCAUAGCUGCUGUCAGGGCGGAGUCAGCCUGGCCCGCAGGAAAGCACCGCGUGCGACCUCGGCGAUCGAGAGCUGGAUGCAGCCUCAGAAGCUAGAGUCACAGAAGUACGGUAUUCUUGGACUGGCCUGAGUCCCAUGCUGAACUUACAGCUCCCUCUGGAAG
Molecule: messenger RNA, 780 nt
Organism: Microtus oregoni (creeping vole)
Lineage: Eukaryota; Metazoa; Chordata; Mammalia; Rodentia; Cricetidae
Product: putative hydro-lyase KRH_21160
Exons: 3
Coding region: 1-747 (248 amino acids)
Source: RefSeq, a predicted model, not a curated record